Molecule: messenger RNA, 2848 nt
Organism: Poecilia reticulata (guppy)
Lineage: Eukaryota; Metazoa; Chordata; Actinopteri; Cyprinodontiformes; Poeciliidae
Gene: armc10
Product: armadillo repeat containing 10
Cellular component (GO): mitochondrion
Source: RefSeq, a predicted model, not a curated record
UUUUUAUCUAACUCAGUUCUCAAGGAUUACAAAUAAAGCCACAGUCAGCUUGCCACAGGGAUGGACAUUGGACAACUAAAAACUAACACUGGCAUAUUUAUCACAAUUUAAUUCACGAUUUUAGCUCAAACUCUUAGUUUUUAAUCGGAAAACGUAACAUUUAAAACAAAUAAGUUUGGCGUCAUAAUAUAUCGCAAAACAUUAAGUCAGAAUGUAAAAGAAGUUUUACGCAAGUAACUCAGGAAAACUUUUGGUUGGCCUUAAAAUGAUCCGUAACAACUGAUGAGAUUGACAACUGUAGCUUUUAGGCAAAGUUGUGUAGUCCUUACAACAAUGAAAACGGUAAAUUGUUUUAGGACGGGGUUUGUAACCACGGCUAACAUAUGACCUCGGUUAGUUUGAUAACCGAUUAAUUUUUAAACGUUUCGGAGCACCUGCAGCUAAUUGCUAAGCAGCUAGCAGAGAUUAGCAGCAUGGGUGAUGGUAGUGUUGUCCCAAGGCUCGGCAACAUGAAGGCUCUGCUGGGAAUUGUUGCGGGUGCUGGCGCUUCUUACGGACUGUACAAACUUAUCAGCGGACAAGUUUUCAAGAAACCCAAGAAAAAUCCCCAUAAUGAAAGUCCCAGUGUGAAGAGUAGCCAGCAGGGGGGAAUUAAGCUACGGCCGGGGAGUCUGCUAGCGAAAGUAUCCGGACUGGAUGUAGUCUGUGCCCGUCCAGAUGAUGCUACAUCAGGAGAGAUCGUCCAUCAAUCCCCCAACAAACUGGAGUUACAUCACUUGAAGAUGCUGCUGUCACGUUUGCAGACCAUCGAUGAUGUAUCUAAUCGGGCUCAGUUUCUUCUCACGUUGGGAAAUGCUGCUGCCUUCACCGUAAAUCAGAACCAAAUUCGUGAAUUAGAAGGGAUUCCUGUCAUAGCUGGCUUCCUUUCUGAUCCUGCUCCAGAGGUUAGAGUGCAAGCUCUGAAUGCUUUAAAUAAUUUGUGCAUGAACAUCCAGAACCAGGAGCAAAUAAAGCUUUAUGUGCCACAAGUGCUGGAGCUGAUCGAAAUGUCGGCAGUGAACUCUGACCUCCAGCUGGGUGCUUUGCGGCUGCUGACGAACCUCUCGGUCACAGACAAACAUCAGCAUUUGCUGAAGGGAUCGGUCACUCUUUUAUUGUCUCUGCUGGUUGUCAGCAGUGAAGCAUUACAGGUUCAGACCUUGAAAGUUCUUGUUAAUUUAUCAUCUAAUCCAGAUAUGAUGGAUGACAUAGUUCAAGCUCAGGCUCCUGCCUCUGUGCUGCUUCUCUUUGAUGAACGAACGUCUCCUGCCGUGCUGCUGCGACUGCUAACCUUUGUAGGGAACUUGAAGGCCUGGAGGCCCUCUGCACAGGUGGCUGACGAACUUAGACUAAAACAGGACUGUCUGUUCCGGGUCAUGCUGGAUGAAUCCUCCCAGCUGCACGGCAAACUUGUCCGGCUGCUUUCACACCCCGCUGGGGAGAUUCAGGCCCAAGUAGCUCGUAUAUUGACGUAGACCUUCCCUCCUUCCCCCUGCCAGUCUCUUAAUCUUUAAACCGUUCCUCUUUGACAUUAACUCUUGUGGACUGUGCUGUAGACUCCUGUGGAAACUCAGCAAUACUGUUUUUCUUUAGUGUUCCUUGCAUCAGUUCUAUAACUUAAAACUUAAUUCAGUUUUAUCUCAGACACUCCCAAUUUUCUACAAUCUUGCUAUGAAUAAGUAAAAACAAUCCCACCGUUUGUUCAGCAUGUAAAUACACAAGUUUUGAAAGACCCACCUCUUGUUUUCACUUCUGAGUUUUUAUAAGAACUCUAUUUUCCUUAAAGAUCCACAGAUAACGUCUAAAAUGAUUCUUAUCGAUCUCAAAAGAUUCAGGUGAAAUUUAAGAAGUCAAGCCCAACUGCCAAACGUUUAUAUGCUAUAUUUCCUCUGUGCCCAACCCUCUGUAGCUCAGAGAGGCAUUUUAGUCUCCAGUCAUAAGUUUAACUUCUAACAGAUUAUGUACAUGACUUUUAAGAAACUCUUUUUACUUAAUAAAAAUCUGAGUUAUCAGGAUAUCUAGAUAACAGAAGCUUUUCUCUGUUUGGUAGGCAGAAGCAAACUUUUAAACAAAGCUCCUCCGCUGACUAUUUGUUCUGCAAAUUUGAAAGCCAGGAUCUUAGUGAAUCAUGAAGAUAUUAAAGUUUAGCCACUGCCUCCACCGCAGAGCGGAGUUAUUUGUCGUCUGUUUGUUAUAAACCUGGAUGAACUUUGAACCACGGCUGUGGAAGGAAAGUGCUUGUGACGUUAAAAACUUGAGCACGUUUAAGUAACGGAGCCUCCAGUAGGCAGCAGGAAGAGACUUGAACUGCAAUGCAACUUAUCGUGAAACUUGAGACGCAGCUUGGAAAUGCUGGACCACUUGGUCCAGAUGCCAUGAUUGUUUAUUAGCUGUUUAUACGUAACAUGGUUAUUUAUCCACAGCAGUGACGAAUGUGAACUACAGGUUUUGUUAUCACACAAAUCUAUGCACUAGUAAGACAGGAAGUGAGGGAGCCAUCUAAAUAUUGACCGGACCAGAGGAAGUGCUUAAGAAUAGUAUUUUGACAGUAUGGCACUACAUGUGAAAUGUUAAUAGCUGUGGUGAGUCUAGAUGUUGCGAUAUGCUGCACUUUUUUUUUUUUUUUUAUGUUUGGACACCUGUUUAUUGACCUAAAAAUCUCAGGCAACUAUGGUUUACCAAAACUGAAUGGUAGGAUGCUGAUUGAUUAUGACACAGUUUGUAUUUAUUAACUAGUUCUUUUGUCGUUUUUCCCUAACUAGAAAAUGUUUCUCUUUAAAUUGUUCAAUAAAUCAGAAGUUCAAGUGUU